Culex quinquefasciatus (southern house mosquito) is the source of this 1371-nucleotide messenger RNA. Its product is annotated as trichohyalin. The transcript has 8 exons. Lineage: Eukaryota; Metazoa; Arthropoda; Insecta; Diptera; Culicidae. The coding region runs from base 59 to 1273 and encodes 404 amino acids. The record is from RefSeq and is a predicted model, not a curated record.
AACGUUUUUUUUUUGUUUUCGUUAAAAACAAAUUAAUAAUCAAAAAUAGUUUUGAAAAAUGGCCCGCAGUGUGCUCUCGCGGAUGGAGACCAUCUGCGCCGAGGUGAUGGAAAUGCCGGAAAUCUUCCUCGCCGACGGGGAGGAAGACGACGACGACGACGGAUCGACGGUGGAAAUUGACGAAGCCGCUGAAUUGGAUGAGCUGGCCGCGGACGAGGAUGACGCAGAAAGUGUGGAAGAUUGCGACGGGGAAAAAUCUAAAGAUGCGUCGAAAUCAGGGGCUGGAAAGGGUGGAAAAUCCAGCAAGGAAAAGGGCGUUUCCGUAAAGGUUAAUUGCGAAGAUAAAAAGCAGCAAAAAGUCGGAAAGUGGAUUUCGAGGGCCCUGCGAGCCGCAGUUAAUCCGAUCGUGUCCAAGUUCAAUCUCAACUUGAAGGUCAAUUUAGACCUGAAUGUGGCAAAUAAGGAGGGAAAACAGGAAGCGGCUUCAAGCGCUUCGAAACAGCAGGAAGCCGGCAAAGCUAAGCCAACGGCUCAACAGCUGAGAAGACGCGCCGAUUUGGCCAGGAUAAAGGAGCUUGAAAAAGAGAACAGACAUCUCGAAAAGGUGUUUGAGAAAAUUGUUACCGCUUAUACGGACAUGAAAGCAAAUUUAACAGAAAAGGCAACAGAAUAUGAAAAGCUAAAAGAAAAGCAUUCCCAAGAAGAAUCAAAACUUGGCAAACUAGUCGACGAGCUUUUGAUACUGAAAAAGGCUAUUUCCAACUUCGAGAUGGAAAACAAAAAGUUAGAAAUCGAAAAAAUACAACUAAACAAGGAAUUGAGGCAGGAAAGGGAAGAUAAAACCCACAAAAUUAAGCAAUUUGAAAGCAAGUUGGAAGAACUUCAAACUAAAAGUGAAUCAGAAAUUCAGAAGCUAAAGGAAGAAACCGCUGCACAAUUGUUGGAGAAACAAACCACCCUGAACCAAAAAGAAUCUGACCUUAAUCAGCUCACCAAACAAUUGCAAACAUUGCAGGAAGAUUUUGCCAAAUGUGAAGCAAACCACCUCCAGAACUCUCAACAGCAUCUCCAAAAGCAGGCCCAACUUGAGCUAAAAGUGAUGGAUUUGAUACAGAAAAAUCGUGAACUUACUGCCAGCAGUCAGGAGCACCGAUUCAGCAAUAGUACCGUACGGGAGGAUUCCUGCGUGGCCGGUCAUGCGUGUCCACUUUGUGGAAGUAUGUUUAGAAAUAUGGCCGAUCUCCAAAUACAUGUUGAGUCUUGCGUUUCGUAAUGAAGGGUAACGCAAUAAACGAAAGGUAUCUUUUAAAAAACAACAUGGCGGACCAGGCAAUCUGUCAAACGCCAAAAGGGUGCGUGUCUUGUCUAGUU